This is a messenger RNA of Panicum virgatum (switchgrass), 3876 nucleotides long. RefSeq names its product probable LRR receptor-like serine/threonine-protein kinase At3g47570. Gene Ontology annotation, biological process: hormone-mediated signaling pathway; protein phosphorylation. NCBI's taxonomy places the organism in Eukaryota, Viridiplantae, Streptophyta, Magnoliopsida, Poales, Poaceae. The transcript is spliced from 3 exons. Gene Ontology annotation, cellular component: plasma membrane. The record is from RefSeq and is a predicted model, not a curated record. Bases 141 to 3458 code for a protein of 1105 amino acids. Gene Ontology annotation, molecular function: protein binding; ATP binding; protein kinase activity.
AGGUUUCAGCUCGUUUCGUUCCCGCCUUCCCAGCCACUUGAGACUUCUGCGCAUCCAAAACUGCUAACUAUAAGAGGAGCAGUAGUCAAGCACACCACACAUCCAUAUCUGUCGAACUGAUCUUUGCCUCCCCACCAAAAAUGGCCUUCUUCUUCUUCAUCCGCAUGGUGCUCCUCUUCUUCCUGAGCACAACAUGCGCCACCGCACUCACCCCAACACCAAAUGCCACAGACCUUGCUGCGCUGCUCGCCUUCAAGGCACAGCUCAAGGACCCCUUUGGCAUCCUCGCGAGCAACUGGACUCGGACUGCCUCCUUCUGCUCGUGGGCCGGCGUCUCAUGUGACCGCAGCCAGCGCGUCACCGGCCUGGAGUUCCGCGACGUGCCGCUCCAGGGCAGCGUCGCGCCGGAGCUUGGCAAUCUCUCUUUCCUCUCGACUCUGGUCCUCAGCAACACCAGCGUCAUGGGUACCGUGCCAAGCGAGCUUGGUAGUCUGCCAUGGCUUCAAACUCUUGAUCUUUCUUACAACAGCUUGUCAGGUACCAUCCCUCGCAUCCUUGGCAACCUUACUAGGCUUGAGAUGCUUGAUCUUGCUUGGAAUAACUUCUUUGGGGGGAUCCCGCAUGAGUUGCAAAAUUUGCACAGGCUUCUUAUGCUAAGGUUGCAAGGCAAUGACCUGAGCGGACCAAUUCCGGAGGGCCUGUUCAACAACGCACCAAAUUUGAGUAGCAUAUAUCUUGGAGUGAAUAGGCUGACAGGAGCAAUUCCUGAUAGUGUCAGCUCAUUGCUAAAGCUGGAGAUUCUGGUCCUAGAAAAAAAUUUCCUCUCAGGCCCCAUGCCGCCUUCUCUUUUCAAUAUGUCCCAGCUACAGUUGCUAUAUGUUGGAAGGAACAAUCUCUCAGGUCCAAUUCCGGGAAACAACAACUUUCAUCUCCCUAUGCUGCAAGUGCUCUCCCUUCAUGAAAACCAAUUCAGUGGGCCUAUCCCAUUGGGACUCUCUACCUGUAAGAACCUUGAACAGCUCUCCCUUUCCGGGAAUAAUUUCACUGGUACUAUACCAUCAUGGUUGGCAACACUGCCAAACCUCACUAGAAUAUCCUUGUCAAUGAAUGACCUUACUGGCAAGAUUCCUAUUGAGCUAAGCAACAAUACCGAGCUUCUUGUGUUGGACCUCAGUGAGAACAAUCUAGAGGGGGAAAUUCCACCAGAAUUGGGGAAACUGAGAAACCUUAGGUUUCUAGGCCUUGCAAACAGCCAAAUUACUGGUGGCAUUCCAGAAUCCAUAGGCAAUCUAUCUAAUCUUACACAAAUAGACUUAGUAGGAAACAGGUUAACCGGAUCAAUACCAGUGUCAUUUCAAAAUUUGCUAAAUCUCCGUCGCAUCUAUGUCUUUGGGAAUCAGCUCUCAGGGAAUCUCGAUUUCCUGGCAGUACUAUCCAAAUGCAGGAGCCUGGAUACCAUAAACAUAGCAGCAAAUAAAUUCACAGGGAUACUACCACCCUACAUGGGAAACCUCAGCACAGUGCUGCAAUAUUUCAUAGCGGAUGAAAACAUGAUCACUGGAAACAUCCCUAGUACAUUGGCUAAUCUGAGCAACCUGUUGGUACUGUCUCUCGGUGGAAACAACCUAAGUGGGAGGAUCCCCACAGCAAUCACAGCAAUGAAGAAUCUCCAAGAACUCAAUCUCUCCAACAACAGCUUGUCUGGCACCAUCCUAGUAGAAAUCAGUAGAUUAACAAGUCUAGUUGAGUUGCAUCUUGGUGGCAAUAAACUAAACGGUUCUAUUCCAAGCAGUGUUGGUAGCCUAAGCCAACUGCAAGUUAUGACAUUAUCCCGAAAUUCACUGUCUUCAACCAUACCAACAAGUCUAUGGCACCUUCAGAAACUUGUACAGCUUGAUCUGUCAUCAAACUCUUUGAGUGGUUCCCUACCUGCUGAUGUUGGAAAACUGACAGCAAUUACCAUGAUGGAUUUAUCAAGCAACCAGUUAUCAGGUGAAAUUCCAACAUCCAUUGGUGAUCUUCAGAUGAUGAUCUAUCUUAAUCUAUGCAGCAAUUUAUUUGAAGGAUCACUACCAUACACAAUUGGAAAAUUAGUAAGCAUUGAGGAGUUGGAUCUCUCCUCCAACAUGCUUUCCGGUACCAUUCCAGAAACCUUGACCAAUCUCACUCACCUUGCAAACUUGAACCUUUCUUUCAACAGCCUGAGUGGACAGAUACCAGAAGGAGGUGUGUUCUCAAAUAUCACCCUCCCAUCAUUGAUGGGGAACAAUGCCCUCUGUGGCCUUCCCCACCUAGGAAUAGCACCAUGUCAGAGCAACAUUGAUCAGUCACGGGUAAAAUCACAGUUGUUAAAAGUCAUAUUACCUUCAGUUCUGGCAUUUUUUGUUUUAGCUGUGUGCCUGUAUAUGAUGGUAAGAGUGAAAGUCAAUAUAGGAAGAAAGACGACAGUACCCUCAGACAAAGACUUGCUGAACUAUCAGUUGAUCUCAUACCACGAACUUGUCCGUGCAACCAGCAACUUCACUGAUGAUAACUUGCUAGGGGCUGGAAGCUUUGGGAAAGUCUUCAAAGGUGAAUUGGAUGAUGGAUCUGUGGUUGCAAUAAAGGUACUAAACAUGCAGCAUGAACUAGCUUCCAAGAGCUUUGACACAGAGUGCAGUGCACUACGAAUGGCUCGGCACCGGAACUUGGUGAAGAUAAUUACCACUUGCUCUAAUCUCGACUUCAGAGCACUAAUUCUUGAGUAUAUGCCUCAUGGUAGUUUGAAUGAUCUGUUGUACUCAAAUGAUCGGAGGCAACUCAGUUUCCUCCAAAGGGUUGGCAUAAUGCUGGAUGUUGCAAUGGCAAUGGAGUAUCUCCACCACCAGCACUUUGAAGCUGUCCUGCAUUGUGAUUUAAAGCCAAGCAAUAUCUUGCUCGAUCAGGACAUGAUUGCACAUGUUUCUGACUUCGGCAUUUCCAAGCUGCUAGCUGGAGAUGAAAACUCCAUCACGUUAACAAGCAUGCCUGGCACUGUAGGAUACAUGGCUCCUGAGUUCGGAUCAACAGGAAAAGCAUCACGUGCCAGUGACAUUUAUAGCUAUGGAAUUGUUCUCCUUGAAGUCUUCACAAGGAAAAAGCCGACUGAUGCAAUGUUUAUUGGUGAGUUGAGCUUAAGACAGUGGGUUAGUCAAGCAUUCCCACAUGAACUCUCAAAUGUCGUUGACAGUAGCAUAGUGCUGGAUGAGUUGAAUAAUGAUAUUAGAGAUGCAAGUAGGCCUCCUGAGAAUUUCAGCAUCUUGAAUACCUACCUGGCGUCCAUUGUUGAGUUGGCCUUGAUAUGCUCGAGAGUUGAACAUGAGGAAAGGAUACCAAUGACUGAUGUGGUAGUGAUGUUAAACAAGAUCAAGUCAGACUACAGUUCACAGCUUGGAAACAAGAACUGGGAGGAUAACAACACUUUUCAAGCAUGGGCAUGAGUCGGCAAGAAAUAAAGUCUUCAGUUCAGAAAUCAGAAGUAGUGGCCACAAGCCCCAUUCAAUUCCCAAGGCACUCAAAUCACAGAAAUAACAACUAUGCAAGAUUGGAACACCAAGACAGAUUGGAAGUAGCAUAUUUUUUACAGUGCAACUAAAUUAGUCCAGGGAGGGUGGUGGGUGCAACCUUUUACCAUUCCAUAGAAAACCAAUGAUUGCAUUAUUGCCUUAAAGAAUAACACAUUACUGUCACAUACAAACAAUGAUGUAAAAUUCUAUUGCUGUUUCAAACAUAUAUACUCUGUAUCGCUGCAAUCAUAUAAGGGUACCAAAAAAAAAAGAGAUGCCAAAACUUAUUUGCAGUUUUCUGGCACAGUUGUGGCCUUGUGGAUUGUAUCUGAAGGGCAGGAAAUCGACGAUU